AAGAACACACCAAUAUUAAUUGCAGUAAAGAAUGGUGUGAAGGAAAUGGUGGAGAAAAUCCUUGAAGUUAAUCCAGUUGCCAUUAACGACAAGAAUGAAGAAAAAAAGAAUGUAGUAUUGUUAGCAGUGGAGAAUAGACAACCUGAGGUGUAUGAGCUCUUAGUUAAGAGGAAGUUUCGGAAAGAUAGUGUGUUCCGAGCAGUUGACAACAACGGGAACAGCGCAUUGCAUCUGGCUGCAAAGUUAAGUAAUUAUCAACCUUGGCAUAUUCCUGGAGCUGCAUUGCAAAUGCAAUGGGAAAUGAAGUGGUAUAAGUAUGUCAAGGAUUCCAUGCCGCCGCAUUUCUUCACUCAUUACAAUGGCGGUAGACCCACUCCAAAGGAGAUCUUCACGAAAGACCAUUCUGACCUUCUGAAGGAAGGAGGCAAAUGGCUGAACAACACUUCCAGUUCCUGCUCCGUCGUUGCAACCCUCAUUGCAACCGUUGCUUUCGCCACAUCUGCCACUGUGCCAGGCGACUUCAAUGAAAAGAAUGGGAACCCAAAUCUUGCACACCAAUCAGCUUUUAAUCUCUUUGCGGUUUCAUCACUAAUUGCUCUCUGCUCUUCAGUGACUUCCCUGGUCAUGUUUCUGGCGAUUCUCACCUCUAGGCACCAAGAGGAUGAUUUUCAUGAGGAAUUGCCUCGGAAGCUUUUAUUUGGUUUAACUGCUCUAUUCAUAUCAAUUGCGGCUAUGUUGGUCUCUUUUUGUGCAGGACACUUCUUUGUCCUCAAAGAUGAACUCAAAAAUGCUGCCCUUCCCGUAUAUGCAGUUACCUGCCUUCCAAUAUCAUUUUUUGCUAUAGCCCAGUUUUCCUUAUACUUUGAUCUUGCGUGGGCUACUUUUAGGAAGGUACCACAACGAAGUUAUAAGAUGGCUUUCUAGGAUUUGAUGAUUAAAUAAAUAUGUUUGUAUGUGCUUUGUGAGUAGCUGGGAUUAUGGUUUUGAUGUGUUUUUGCUUGUUUUGUUUCUUCUACGUUUCUGAACACUCAUGUCGAGGAAGAAAAUUGAUGGAAUGACCAUUAAUUGUCCUUA
Molecule: messenger RNA, 1074 nt
Organism: Vitis vinifera (wine grape)
Lineage: Eukaryota; Viridiplantae; Streptophyta; Magnoliopsida; Vitales; Vitaceae
Exons: 2
Coding region: 46-924 (292 amino acids)
Source: RefSeq, a predicted model, not a curated record